GGGCGUGGGGGGACUGUGAGAGCCAGGCCUGGGUGGGUGGAUGUCGGGGGACCCGGGAGAUCUCUUGCAGCCAGGAACUGGGAGCCGUUCUUCCCCCAGCGCCAGCCCCCACGUCCCGUCGUGCUCGCCUUUCGGGUCCCCAUCCCUAUGGACCCCUCCACCUGGAUCGCGAUCGCAGCCCUGGCUGUUCCCGCGCCAUGGCCACGCUCGCUGCUGCCCAUCCUUUGGCCUCUUUCCUGCAGACCUGGCUAGUGGGUUCCUGCCUUCAGUCUCUUCGCCUGUUCAUCCCUUCCUCGCCCCCGCCCUUCCACUCCCACCCCGAGAGUCCCUCUCCUUCUCUGGCUCCUGUCACUUGGAACCGGUAUCAGUGCCGCUGUCUCCGCGUCAAGCCGCUUCCCAGCUAAUGCCAUCCCACAGGUGUCUACACGUCUGGCCGUUCAUCCGUCCGUCCCUCCUGAGGCCGGAACUGACCAUGCCCAGCGGCUGCCGCUGCCUAAAUCUCGUGUGCCUGCUGUGCAUCCUGGGGGCAACCAGCCAGCCUGCCAGAGCCGAUGACUGCAGCUCCCACUGUGACCUGGCCCACGGCUGCUGCGCUCCUGACGGCUCUUGCAGGUGUGACCCAGGCUGGGAGGGGCUGCACUGUGAGCGCUGUGUGAGGAUGCCCGGCUGCCAACACGGUACCUGCCACCAGCCCUGGCAGUGCAUCUGCCACAGUGGCUGGGCAGGAAAGUUCUGUGAUAAAGAUGAGCACAUCUGUACUUCACAAUCACCCUGCCAGAACGGAGGCCAGUGUGUGUAUGACGGGGGUGGUGAGUACCACUGUGUGUGCCUGCCAGGCUUCCGUGGACGUGGCUGUGAGCGCAAGGCUGGACCUUGUGAGCAGGCAGGCUUCCCGUGCCAGAACGGAGGGCAGUGCCAAGACAACCAGGGUUUUGCCCUCAACUUCACCUGCCGCUGCUUGGCGGGAUUCAUGGGUGCCCACUGUGAGAUCAAUGUGGAUGACUGUCUGAUGCGGCCUUGCGCUAACGGGGCCACAUGUAUUGACGGCAUAAACCGCUUUUCCUGCCUCUGUCCUGAGGGCUUCACUGGACGCUUCUGCACCAUCAACCUAGAUGACUGUGCUAGCCGCCCGUGCCAGAGAGGGGCCCGCUGCAGGGACCGCGUCCAUGACUUUGACUGCCUGUGCCCCAGUGGCUACGGUGGCAAGACUUGUGAGCUUGUCUUACCUGCUCCGGACCCUGCCACAAUGGGCACCCCGCAAGCGCCCGCCUCAGCUGUGGUUGUGCCUGCUACGGGGCCGGCCCCUCACAGUGCAGGGGCAGGCCUGCUGAGGAUCUCAGUGAAGGAGGUGGUGCGGAGGCAGGAGGCUGGGCUUGGUGAGUCUAGCCUGGUCGCUCUGGUGGUGUUUGGGUCCCUCACUGCUGCUCUGGUCCUGGCCACUGUGUUGCUGACCCUGAGGGCAUGGCGCCGAGGUAUAUGCCCCACUGGACCCUGUUGUGACCCAGCCCCACACUACGCACCAGCUCGGCAGGAUCAGGAGUGUCAGGUUAGCAUGCUGCCAGCAGGGUUCCCUCUGUCACCAGACCUGCCCCCUGAGCCUGGGAAGACCACAGCGCUGUGAUGGAGGGUGGCUUUCUAGCUGCCGUCCUUACCUCCUUUCACCUCAGACUGUCACCAGCCCUCAGCUUUGGUACACCCAUCCAGGGGAUUUCAGCCUCACAUCAGAAAUAUUAUUUUUUUAAAACACAGAAUGUAAGAUAGGAAUUUUAUCAAAUAAAAUUAUGAAAAUGCAA
Rattus rattus (black rat) is the source of this 1793-nucleotide messenger RNA. RefSeq names its product delta like non-canonical Notch ligand 2 (gene Dlk2). NCBI's taxonomy places the organism in Eukaryota, Metazoa, Chordata, Mammalia, Rodentia, Muridae. The record is from RefSeq and is a predicted model, not a curated record. The transcript is spliced from 5 exons. Gene Ontology annotation, molecular function: Notch binding; calcium ion binding. The coding region runs from base 41 to 1621 and encodes 526 amino acids.